Molecule: messenger RNA, 885 nt
Organism: Tetrahymena thermophila SB210
Lineage: Eukaryota; Ciliophora; Oligohymenophorea; Hymenostomatida; Tetrahymenidae
Exons: 1
Source: RefSeq, a predicted model, not a curated record
AUGAUAGAAGUUGAAAAACUAAAGCAUCUGCUUUUGAAUGAAAAUCAAAUAAAGAUCUUUGAAUAUUUACCUAGGCCUGUUCUUAAAGUGAACGAAAUAAACUUAAAUGAUGGCAACGAGCUAAAUAAUAUUUAAUUAAAAUAGAAAAAAGACAAAAAAUAUCUUGAUAAAAAUGAAAACAAAUUAUCUAAUAAUUAAUAAACAUCAAUCACAUUAAAAAGUGAAUAAAAAUUUGAAAAAUUUUAGUGUUCUUAUUUCGGAUAAGAAGAGAAAACUUAAAUUGAAAAAGCUAAAGAUGCUUAAGCAGCUUUCAAUGAAAUAAUAAAUGGUAAAUAGAUGUCUAUUUUAGAUGAAAAAAUUAUUUAGAUGCUCGAUAUUAAGCUAUUUAAUUUGUUUAAAGAAAAUACUUUUGAUUUUUAGAAGUAAUAAGUAGAAGAUGGAACAGAAAAUAAUUAAAUAGUUUUUAGCCAAUAAAACAUAAAUUAAGUUCAAUGUAGUACAAAUAGAGAUUUUAAAAAAAGUUUAUUUAAUAAGUGCGAAGAAAUAAACUCGCAAUUAUAAUUAGAAGAUGAUUGCAGGUAAUCUAAAGAAGUUUUAUCUUAGUGCAUUAUACCUAAUGAUGAUAAUACAAAUUUAGCUUUAUCAAAUAGUUUUUAAAUUGAAAAAGACAAAAAUUAAAUAGCAAAAUAUAAUUUUAAUUUCAAAUAUUCUCCUUCCUAUAUUCAAAAUAAUAAUUAGUAGGAAUCAGAAUUCAAAUAAAAGCUAUUUUAAUUAAAUUAAGAUAAAGAAGAAUAAUAAAAAGAUCAUUUUAUCAACAGGAGUCUCCCUUUUUAGCCUUAAAAAUCAUAUAAAAUAGAACCAAAAAACCUUGAAAGUGAACUUUGA